AGAGUUUUUUGACAUGGUACUUGGAUUCAUCUUCUUAAUAGCUUCAGUGUCGAGUACUUGCACUCCGCCCAGUAGAAAUAACAACAUCAACGAAGACGAUGUGGCUGACCUCAAGGAUUUGCUCCACUCAUCGAUGCAGAGCAUAGUCUUACUGGACGACUUGGUUACCAAGCUCACGGAAAAAGUCGCUGAUCUUACCAUCUCGUUUGCCGAUACCAAAGCCGAUAUGCGAAACCUGAAGACCUCAGUUGAAGAAGAAAUAGCGGACUUGAAGACAUCAGUUGAAGAAGAAAUAGCGGACUUUAAGACAUCAGUUGAGGAAGGUAUGGCGGACCUAAAAGCUACCCCUCGGGAGGUGAUGAUAGUGAGCGGGGAGGAACAGCCGGGGGAGGCUAGAUGUGCUCGAGUAUGUGCUGGAACGACUGGUCGAGGCACCACCACCUGGAAUGAUGUUUCCUCUCACGGAGUUAAGUUGAGUGUGGACAUCAGUAAGUGUGGGUUUGUCAAGGUACCAACUGUCACCACCUCGGUGGAGGGGAAAAGCGCUCAGUGGAGAGCUACCGGUCUUGCUGCAGUCUACACCACAACCACAACCUCUUUCAUUAUGUGGGUAGAGGGACUACAGCACAGUCCUCAGAGUGGAAACGCUGAGUCCUGGGGUUGGAAUGUUGAAUGGGUGGCUGUUGGAUACAUUUGCUAAUUCAAACUGAACAAAACUUAUUCUGGUGGGAUUGUUUGAUUAUUGACUUGGCGAAUAUCCUGAUCAAAAGGGUUUUUAUCGUGUUUCUUUCUUGCAUGAUAUAAUCUAUGGGGCAAUGACCUAUCUUCCUUCAUAAUUAUAUCUAAUAAGUAUUGCUGGAUGAAAGUAGUUGCUGGCCGUCGCAUUUAAUUACUUUCCAUCGCUUCAUUUUUUAAGAGUAUCAUGUUUAAGUUUUUAUUUUACGGAACA
This is a messenger RNA of Bolinopsis microptera, 949 nucleotides long. RefSeq lists its product as uncharacterized. The transcript has 2 exons. Lineage: Eukaryota; Metazoa; Ctenophora; Tentaculata; Lobata; Bolinopsidae. The record is from RefSeq and is a predicted model, not a curated record. The coding region runs from base 14 to 700 and encodes 228 amino acids.